Molecule: messenger RNA, 559 nt
Organism: Culex pipiens pallens (northern house mosquito)
Lineage: Eukaryota; Metazoa; Arthropoda; Insecta; Diptera; Culicidae
Exons: 2
Coding region: 127-351 (74 amino acids)
Biological process (GO): protein ubiquitination; modification-dependent protein catabolic process
Cellular component (GO): nucleus; cytoplasm
Molecular function (GO): ubiquitin protein ligase binding; protein tag activity
Source: RefSeq, a predicted model, not a curated record
CCGAUUUGUUUGUAAACAUUUUUUGUGCACUGAAGAUUCGAGCACUUUGGGGUCACAGUUGAUUUGGUUUGUUUGCCGAAUCCGGACCGUCAUUCGUCAUCAGUUGAAAAAGACGCCUUGUCUACGAUGAAGAUAACAAUCAAAUCAAUUUACUGCCCGGUUACGUUCAACGUCGAGCCCUCGCACACGAUCGCGAUGGUGAAGGCUCUGUUUUUGAACCACAAAGGGAUCUCGGCCAGUCAGCAGCGUUUGCUGCACAACGGGACGAUCUUGGAGGACGACAAAACGUUGCAGCACUACGGGAUCGGCGAUGGGACAGAAAUACACCUGGCGUUAAAAAUUGGGGACUAAAUUUUGAAAUGUUUGAUGAUAGCAAUGAAUUCUGUUUCAUGCAAAGUGCAUUUUAAGUAAACAAAUAUUGAAUAAAAUAAUGAAUUGACUUCUCACAAGAAUCAUUGAAACACAAAAAAAAAAUGCAGACGAAUUAUGUAAUUUGUCGUUUUCUUAGGUUAUGAAAACCGUUUUUUUUAAUGCUGCAAAACAAUAAUUUACUUGACUA